AUGCCGGACAAGCGCGAAAUGCGAGCGAGCCUACAAGUGGCUCCGUUAACGAUAAACAAAGCCAGGAGCACAACGUCUGGUUGUAGCUCGGAGACAGCAGUUGACGUCUCGAACAUUCAGACAGAGUCCCAGGUUACCCCUCCUGCGACUCCCAGUGCCUUCCGCGAUGAUGCAACUAUGGACGUCAACGCGCCGGCUGUUUUUCACAAUUUCUUGCGUGCCUUCUACCCUUUCCAACCAGAAUCGAUCGUAACUGAUUCGACGGUGACGCUGCCACUGGAUGAGGGCGAUGUGGUCUUGGUGCAUUCUAUCCAUACCAAUGGUUGGGCUGACGGUACGCUCCUGGUGAACGGAGCGAGAGGGUGGUUGCCGACCAACUACUGUGAGGCCUAUGACCCCGAGGAGAUGAGCAGGCUGCUGAAAGCACUGCUCGAUUUCUGGGAUCUCAUGCGCAGCGCUUCCAUCAAUGACAGCGAACUGUUUGGCAAUCAGGAGUUCAUCAAGGGCAUCAUUGCUGGUGUCCGCUAUCUUUUGGAACGGACGCAAUGCCUGACAAGGGACUCGCCUGUUGUGCAAAGGCACGAGCAGCUCCGGCGAAGCCGAAAGUCUUUGCUUUCAGAGCUGUCAUCCCUGGUCAAAACAGCUAAGCGACUUCAAGAUGCACAAGGGAUUGUCACUACCGUUGAGAUCAACAGCCUUGUCGACGAAAUGAUCCUGCGGGCUUUCAAAGUGGUCAUCAAAGGUGUCAGGUUCCUGGACAUACUGGAAGACGACCGAAUGUCGCGGUUACCAGCAGUGAAUGUCCUGUCAACGCUGCCGGAAGAAGGCGGCAAUCUGUGGACUGCCCCAGCAGGUUUGGCCGUCGUCAGUGUAACCAGCAGCCACACCUUUAAUGCAGAGUCCCGCGUGAGAGAAAGCAGUGGUUACGUUGGUCGACCAGCGCGAUCUCCAUCCCGUGACGUGGCUCACAAACUUGUCUCGGAACGUCUCAACACAUGCCAUGAUAUCUUCCUCUCGCACCUUGGCUCCUUCAUUGGACGGCUUCAAUUGCAGUCACAGUCGCGGCCUAGUCUGGCCAUCGCUAUCAGGCAGUCUGCUACGUCCGGCGGCGAUCUUUUGGUGGUUGUGGACGUCGUUCGUGGUCAUUCCUCGACAAGCAUCGACGCCCUCGAGCAGGCCCGUACCGCCAUGUACGACCGAAUCCAAGAUCUUGUGCACACAGCACGUGAUAUUUUGGCCCAUCCCGGCUCAGACGUUGAUGACGACGUUAUUGUUCCUGAUGAUAACGGCCGCCUAUUGGGGGCAGCCACUGGAUGUGUCAAAGCCACUGGCGAGUGCGUCGCAAAGACGAGAUGGGUCAUUGAGCGGAUCGGUGACUUCGAGUUCGAGUUCGAAAACGGCAGCCUGGGAAUUAGCUUCGACGGCUUGGACGACUUGUCCUUCGUUACAGACUCUAAGACGAAAGACAAGCCGCAAACUACUGCUGAUGUAGGAAGCGUUCCUGAGCCGAGCGCUGCUCGAUCACCGACCACCGAAUCUCCAAAGGCUGCUUCGUGCUCGGAUACCUCUCGCUCACGUUCCACUUCGAUCGACAAGCCUCUUCCCGAGCUUCCUCAAGAAGCCGAUUCACCUGUCUCAGAAACGCCAGACGUGGCUUCUUCGCUGCCUGCAACGACGCCAUCUGUCGAUGCCAACGUUACCUGCUCUCCCAUCAGCAACAUCUCAACUGUUUCGUCCCUCCGCCCCGAUCUCCCCCAUCUUCCCAAGAUCUCUACUUCGCUGCCUCCCGAAAGUUACGACGCUGCUACUCCGUCAGCAACCCAGGACUCCGAAUUCCGCUCAUUCCGCUCUGAGAGCAUGACGGCAUCGAGCUCCGGCUCGGGCAGCACAUACCUAAGCCGUGAUUCCGAGUCUAGCAUUGUAUCCCAGACGUCGACACGGGCGACAACCCCCGACAACGCUCCGUUGCCCAAGAGCCAGCCGUCUCUGUCUGAUCUUAGCGUGACUGACAGCACAGCCCACACCGAAGAUGAGGAGGUCGAGUCGAAGCUCCUGGAGAAGACGUAUGCCCACGAAUUGGUUUUCAAUAAGGAAGGCCAGGUCACAGGCGGAUCCUUACCGGCCCUGGUCGAGCGCCUUACUGCCCACGAGUCCACACCGGAUGCCAUAUUCGUCUCGACUUUCUACCUCACCUUCCGUCUCUUCUGUACACCUGUGUCGUUUACCGAAGCACUCAUUGAUCGCUUCGAUUAUGUCGGCGAGGCUCCUCACAUCGCUCAGCCAGUUCGCCUGCGGACUUAUAACGCUUUCAAGUGUUGGUUGGAAUCGCAUUGGCGGGAGGACGCUGAUCGUGAUGCCUUGCCCUUGAUUAAGCAGUUCGCAGAGUCGAAGCUCUCCCCUGUUCUUCCCUCGGCUGGCAAACGACUCCUGGAACUGGUUCAGAAGGUAUCGGUAGCCGACGGCACCUUAGUCCCUCGUCUCGUCUCGUCCAUGGGCAAGACGACGGCCGCUAUCUCCCCUUGCAUUCCCGCUGAUGCUCCUCUCCCUCCGCCUGUACUCUCAAGGAGCCAGGCUAAUGCCUUGUCCAACUGGAAGGCUGGCGGCAACCCUCCCUCGAUUCUAGACUUUGACCCCUUGGAGAUCGCCCGUCAGUUGACUCUGAAGCAAAUGUCCCUGUUUUGCUCCAUCACUCCGGAUGAACUGCUUGGCUCCAAAUGGACAAAGAUGGGAGGCGUCGGCGCGCCAAAUGUUAAGGCCAUGUCGUCCUUCACGACUGGGCUGUCGAACUUCGUUGCAGAGUCUAUCCUUCAGUUCGAGGAAGUCAAAAAGCGUGCCCAGGUCAUCAAGCAAUGGAUCAAAAUUGCCCAUCAGUGCCACGCGCUCCGCAACUACGACGCCCUGAUGGCCAUCACCUGCGCCCUGACAGAUACUAGCAUUAAGCGGCUCAAGUUCACUUGGGACAAUGUGAGCCUUAAGCGCAAGGAGCAGCUCAAGUCUCUCCAGGCUACCGUCGACAUCAACCAGAAUUACAAGGCUCUCCGCGCUCAGCUCCACGGUCAAGUCCCUCCUUGUCUGCCAUUCUUGGGCAUGUUCCUGACGGACCUCACCUUUGUCGACGUCGGCAACCCUGCGACCAAAACAACCAACACCGGCCUCACGGUUAUCAAUUUUGACAAGCAUAUGCGCACAGCUAAAUGCAUUGGGGAACUGCAGCGCUUCCAGAUUCCAUAUCGCCUGACUGAACUCCCGGACUUGCAAGACUGGCUCACCUGGCAGGUUGAGCGCGGUCGCGAGCAGGACAAGCCGGGCUCGAAUGCCCAAGCCUCGCACUACCGCAAGAGUCUGCUUCUGGAGCCGCGCGAGGCGAUGCAAUUGCGCACACCGGUCGAUCCCACGCCCAACUCUGCUACUGGUAGCGGCAUGUUUGGCUGGAUGAGAGGAAACAGCCACCCCGCUCAUGUGUAA
Messenger RNA from Thermochaetoides thermophila DSM 1495, 3465 nucleotides. RefSeq names its product putative nucleotide exchange protein. The coding region runs from base 1 to 3465 and encodes 1154 amino acids. Gene Ontology annotation, biological process: positive regulation of GTPase activity; Ras protein signal transduction. The record is from RefSeq and is a predicted model, not a curated record. Gene Ontology annotation, cellular component: plasma membrane. The transcript has 3 exons. Gene Ontology annotation, molecular function: protein binding; guanyl-nucleotide exchange factor activity. NCBI's taxonomy places the organism in Eukaryota, Fungi, Ascomycota, Sordariomycetes, Sordariales, Chaetomiaceae.